Colletotrichum truncatum is the source of this 465-nucleotide messenger RNA. RefSeq names its product Ubiquitin-40S ribosomal protein S27a. NCBI's taxonomy places the organism in Eukaryota, Fungi, Ascomycota, Sordariomycetes, Glomerellales, Glomerellaceae. Gene Ontology annotation, cellular component: ribosome; nucleus; cytoplasm. Gene Ontology annotation, molecular function: protein tag activity; ubiquitin protein ligase binding; structural constituent of ribosome. Gene Ontology annotation, biological process: translation; modification-dependent protein catabolic process; protein ubiquitination. The record is from RefSeq and is a predicted model, not a curated record.
AUGCAGAUCUUCGUCAAGACCCUCACGGGUAAGACUAUCACCCUUGAGGUGGAGUCUUCCGACACCAUCGACAAUGUCAAGUCCAAGAUCCAGGACAAGGAGGGCAUCCCCCCCGACCAGCAGCGCCUGAUUUUCGCUGGCAAGCAGCUCGAGGACGGCCGCACCCUCUCCGACUACAACAUCCAGAAGGAGAGCACCCUCCACCUCGUGCUCCGCCUGCGUGGUGGUGCCAAGAAGCGCAAGAAGAAGGUCUACACCACCCCCAAGAAGAUCAAGCACAAGCGCAAGAAGACCAAGUUGGCCGUCCUCAAGUACUACAAGGUCGACUCCGACGGCAAGAUCGAGCGUCUCCGCCGCGAGUGCCCCUCCGACACCUGCGGUGCCGGUGUUUUCAUGGCUGCCAUGAACGACCGCCAGUACUGCGGCCGCUGCCACCUUACCUACGUCUUCGACAAGAAGGAGUAA